CCCACUGCGCAGAGGGGUUUGCGCGUGCGCAGUCCCAGUCUGGCGAGACAGUUCACGCGGCCGAAGGGUCAGAUUGGACCCGAGAGGCGGAAGCACGCUCCUGGACUUCCGGCGAGCGCAGCCCCGGCAAGAGUGGCAGCAUGGAGGAAGCGCCCCACGGCUGCCCCGGAGCCGACAGCGCCCAGGCGGGCCGAGGAGCCUCGUGCCAGGGAUGCCCCAACCAGAGGCUCUGUGCGUCGGGCGCCGGCGCCGCUCCGGACCCGGCCGUGGAGGAGAUCAAAGAGAAAAUGAAGACGGUGAAACACAGAAUCUUGGUGCUGUCUGGGAAAGGUGGUGUUGGGAAAAGCACGUUCAGCGCCCACCUCGCCCACGGCCUGGCAGAGGAUGGAGACACACAGGUCGCCCUGCUGGACAUCGAUAUCUGUGGGCCAUCAAUUCCCAAGAUCAUGGGCUUAGAAGGAGAGCAGGUUCACCAGAGUGGCUCCGGCUGGUCUCCAGUGUACGUGGAGGACAACCUGGGGGUGAUGUCUGUGGGUUUCCUGCUCAGCAGCCCUGAUGAUGCUGUCAUCUGGAGGGGACCAAAAAAAAAUGGCAUGAUCAAGCAGUUCCUCCGAGAUGUAGACUGGGGAGAUGUUGACUACCUCAUCGUAGACACUCCACCGGGCACAUCCGAUGAACACCUCUCUGUCGUCCAGUAUCUGGCUGCGGCGCACAUUGAUGGGGCCGUGAUCCUCACCACCCCUCAGGAGGUGGCCCUCCAGGAUGUCCGGAAAGAGAUCAGCUUCUGCCACAAGGUGAAGCUGCCCGUUAUCGGUGUGGUGGAGAACAUGAGUGGCUUCAUCUGCCCCAGAUGCAAGAAGGAGUCUCAGAUCUUCCCUCCCACAACCGGGGGUGCAGAGGCCAUGUGCCAGGAUCUGAAGAUCCCUCUCCUGGGCAAGGUGCCGCUGGAUCCACUCAUAGGUAAGAGCUGUGACAAAGGCCAGUCUUUUUUCAUUGAAGCCCCAGAUUCACCAGCCACAGCAGCCUACAAAAGUAUAAUUCAAAGGAUCCAAGAGUUUUGUAGUUCUCGUCAGUCACAUAAUGAGAACCUCAUCAGUUCCUGAAGGGGACAGAGCCAAUGCCACCUGCUCCUAGCCACAGAACCUGCAGGCACAGGUCCAGCCACAUCUGGUCAGCGGGGGACAGACAGGAUUUGAAGUCACAUCCAUAGGACCCUUUGAUCACCUGUCUGCCCGUUUCCUCCAGGUCAGAGGUACAGGUGCUCUGCGUACAGACGCACUCAUCGCAAAAUAAAACUCUCCCUGAACCCGUCCCUAGGGCCUGCUCUCUGGAGUCCACCGGACUGGCAGUCUUCUGGGUCACAGGACUCCCAGGAGCUGCUUUUGACUCAGAAUACAAGCCUAGGGAGGGACAGAGGGAGGACUGGAAGUGACAGCAGCCUCAGCCCACACUGGAGUCUCCAGCCUGGGAUCCUGCUUUGGCUAGGGGCCAUCAACAUCCCCCAGAAAAGCCCAUAAGUCAUCCACAGGGUAAUAGGUACCCUCAGGACAUCAAUAAUCUUCAGGGUCCCAGGAAAACUGUUUCCUAGUGCUUUUGAGAGACUGAUGUGACUAUCCUCGUGACCGGAGACUAAGACACAGGAACUGAGAGCUGCUGAGGGAAGGUAUUCCAAUUUCUACACCAUUGUGGUGUGACAGUGGAAGGUGGCAGCCCCCUCCCCUGUCCUUCCUGUCCUCUCCUUCCCCUUUACACACGUACUCUUGGAAUGUGCUGGAGUCCCUGUGGGGAAGAUGUGACCUUUCUGAAGGUCGACGGUUCUGGUCAGGCCCUAAACUUGGGCACUCCAUCUUGGACCUACUCAGGUCAGCUUGGAGGACCUGGGAGAGUCUGCCAAGACCUCAGGCACAGCUGCUCAGGAGCUGCAUGCCUCACCUAACGCUGGUGGAUGUCCAGUCCUUCAAGCCUGGGCUGCUCAAAGUCACCUGGGGAAGCCUGCAAGGCAAGAAGAACCAUGACUAUCCCAGCAAAGAGCAGCGCAUUGCCAGAGACCCAGUGCCCCAGCAGCAGCAUUUGACCUCUGCACAAUGAACCUGUCAGACCAAAAACUCCUUCAUCCUUCACUUCAAGAAAUAUUUCCAUGGCUAGAGAGAUGGCUCAGCAGUUAGGAGCACUGACUGCUCUUCCUGGUAACCUGGGUUCAAUUCCCAGGUCCCACAUGGCAGCUCACAACUGUCUGACACCCUCACACAGACAUACAUGCAGGUGAAACACCAAUGGACAUAAAAUAAAAAUAACUUAUUUUUUAAAAAGGAAAUGUUUCCUGGCUUCAAAAUAAAACAGAAGACUUUGUCAUUCUUAA
This is a messenger RNA of Alexandromys fortis (reed vole), 2359 nucleotides long. It is a transcript of the gene Nubp1, whose product is annotated as NUBP iron-sulfur cluster assembly factor 1, cytosolic. Gene Ontology annotation, molecular function: ATP hydrolysis activity; ATP binding; ATP-dependent FeS chaperone activity. Gene Ontology annotation, biological process: iron-sulfur cluster assembly. The transcript is spliced from 11 exons. NCBI's taxonomy places the organism in Eukaryota, Metazoa, Chordata, Mammalia, Rodentia, Cricetidae. The record is from RefSeq and is a predicted model, not a curated record. The coding region runs from base 141 to 1103 and encodes 320 amino acids. Gene Ontology annotation, cellular component: cytosol.